ACGAACAUUUGACAUUUUCUCCUACUCGGAAACACUUAAGUCGAGGGACAAAAUCACAGUACAAGAAUGCAAUGUCUGAACAAAUUCUUAAUCUCAACAACUCUCUUUUCCCUGAAUAAUUCACCGAAUUCGCGGAACAAGCCUCCAAUUUUUCAACCCAGGAUUACAACCCGCAAAAAUUAUCACAGGCCAGAAGCUUAUGAUGACAAUGACAGUGAAAUUGCGUCGAAGAAGAGGAUCCUUUUGCCGCCAAAUGUGAAAACUAUUACAAGCACGUCAAACCCAUUUGUAAAACACUGUGUCAAGCUCCGCCAGAGCUCCUCUUAUCGCCAUUUUCAUGGCUUAGUUCUUGUUGUUGGCACUACACCUAUAAGGGAAAUAUACAACUUCCAUAAAGCAUGGUCCAAUAGGCCUAUAAUCGAGUGCUUAUUUGUACUUGAUAACUGUCGUAUACCUGAAGAAAUAGAGAAUAAGGCUGUUCGUGUUGUUCAUGUUAAUUUAGAGGUAAUAAGAAAAAUUUCUGGUGUCCAGUCCGUUGAUUCUGUUGAAGUCAUUGCCUUGGUGAGAAUUCCUUCAACAUUUCACAUUGUCAGCAACAACCUGCGUGCAGAAGAUUGCCAUACAUUCUUCUCAUUCCCACAGCGGAUUCUUGUUCUUGAUAGAAUCCAGGAUCCUGGCAACCUUGGCACACUAGUUAGAUCAGCUACGGCAUUUAGAUGGGAUGGGGUCUUUCUGCUUCCUGGUUGUUGUGAUCCUUUCAACGACAAAGCCCUCAGAGCUUGUCGAGGGGCCUGCUUUCAGAUUCCAAUAGUUUCUGGUAACUGGAAACACAUUGAUACUCUCAGACAAGAAUUCCAAUUGAAAAUGUUAGCUGGCCAUCCUGCAAUGACUGAUGACCCAAAUCCAGUGAUAAGCCUUUCUAAAGAUUUUGCAGAUUCUGUAGCAGAUUCGCCUCUGUGCUUGGUUUUAGGCAGUGAAGGAGAGGGUCUUUCUGAUUUCAGUCGGAACGCUUGUGAGCUUGUGACCAUUCCAAUGGCCGGAGAAUUUGAGUCUUUGAAUGUUUCUGUAGCUGGUGGUAUUUUCAUGUAUAUGUUGCAGCAUGAGAACAAUAAACCGGUUUGACUUACUAAUAAUUCAAUUCUUUUGUGGUAUUUGUUAUUUCACCUCUCUUUCUUUUGGUAACUCAAAUCGGGUUUAGUCUUAUCUGAACCAGUUAGAUGACAAAGUGCAAUAUACUUGUCGUGUGAUUGGUAUACAGGUCAGGGAGAGCGACCA
Messenger RNA from Sesamum indicum (sesame), 1275 nucleotides. Its product is annotated as tRNA/rRNA methyltransferase (SpoU) family protein. Gene Ontology annotation, biological process: RNA processing. The record is from RefSeq and is a predicted model, not a curated record. Lineage: Eukaryota; Viridiplantae; Streptophyta; Magnoliopsida; Lamiales; Pedaliaceae. Gene Ontology annotation, molecular function: RNA methyltransferase activity; RNA binding.